AAAUAAUCACCCCUUUCGUAAACAAUUAAAAAAGUUCACUUCAGCCAUACGACAUACACAUGUAGUCAAACAUGUUCAAGAACCGGAUCCGCAUGUUUUUUAACGAACUGAAGGUGCUGGUUUUCAUGCGAUCCGGUUCUAGACGGUCCGACAGUGACGCAGAGCAGAGCAGACGACCCAACAGCAUGAGGGGGCUCGGGAUGGGCGGCUGCGGAUGGCCGCCCUUCGUUGACUGCUCCAGCCGGGACGACGAGGAAGAAUACUACGGGAGCGACCCCAGGCCCAGGAGUCUGGCGUUUGAGGAGAAAGACCCGAAACUGCAGGCGGGUCUGGACGCGGUCAGCCUCUCCAGCAGCACGAGCAGCGGCAUGAGAACACCCCAGUGUCGAAUCUGCUUCCAAGGGCCCGAGCAGGGGGAGCUGUUGAGCCCAUGCCGCUGUGACGGCUCCGUGCGCUGCACCCACCAGCCCUGUCUGAUUCGCUGGAUCAGCGAGAGAGGCUCCUGGAGCUGUGAGCUCUGCUACUUCAAGUACCAAGUCCUGGCCAUCAGCACCAAGAACCCGCUGCAGUGGCAGGCGAUUUCUCUGACGGUGAUUGAGAAGGUGCAGAUCGCCGCCAUUAUCCUGGGCUCACUCUUCCUCAUCGCCAGUAUCUCGUGGCUGGUGUGGUCUUCUCUCAGCCCGUCUGCCAAGUGGCAGCGCCAGGACCUGCUCUUCCAGAUCUGCUACGGCAUGUACGGCUUCAUGGACAUUGUGUGCAUAGGCCUUAUAAUCCACGAGGGCUCAUCCGUGUAUAGAAUCUUCAAGCGAUGGCAGGCUGUAAACCAGCAGUGGAAAGUAUUGAACUACGAGAAGUCGAAGGACUUGGGAGACCUGGUGAGCUCCAGCAGUAAGGCAGGCAGCCGCGGCGCACGCAACAACCCGCACGGCCUGGCCAGCGGCAGCAGGGGGGGCCGGCGAGUGCGCAGGUUAAUGACUAUCCUCAACCACCACUGCGGCUACACCAUCCUCCACAUCCUCAGCCAGCUGCGGCCCAGCGACACGCGGCUCGGAGCCACUACCAACCGCGAGGUGGUGAUGCGGGUCACGACCGUAUGAGGUCGGAGAAAGAAACAAAGACGCAUUUCAGGCUCCAAGCGCCUUUUCCUGCAAAACACAGUGUUACAAUGCCAGGAUGAUCGCGAUUUUCUUUGCAUAACGACUUUUUCAACGGACAGGAAUGCACACGAACAAUGCGUAGGACAUUGGCGCCAUUCAUUCCUGGAGUUUCUAUUGGCGAGACUCUCUCAUGAUCUAGCACACUAUUGCGUUUUUAAAUUCGAUUUCCUUGCUGGUGUUGUUUUUUUAUCGAUACGGUUUUUAAAACGUUUUGAUUUUCUAAGGGAGAAUGGUACAUGAAGUGACAUCGACGUGUGAUGUAUAUGAUAACUCAUAGGGUCCUAUUGUUGUAAAUGAUGUUUACGGAUGCUUCUGAUGCAGCAAGAAAGCCAACCAUAACCAAACGAUCACGACACAAUAACCAGGGAAACGAGAUACGAAUUGUUACAUUCUAAAAUAUAAAAGGGGAGGGUGCAAUAAGACAUAAUAAGAUUAUACAGAGAAUAAAAAGACAAACAUUUAAAAGAAUUUGAUCUUCUCUGCAAUAAAGAUACCUUUACAUUUUACAGUGACCUUUGCAUGAGGGUAGAGUUUUAUGCCUCCUCGACACAUGGACAUGAUGAAUUUGUUUUAUUCAGAAUGGUGCUCGUUUGAAUAAACACUACUAUUCAUCUGCUGUUUGUGAAAUGCAUCAUCACACAGGCUUUUGUUCGUUU
Messenger RNA from Sinocyclocheilus anshuiensis, 1813 nucleotides. RefSeq names its product E3 ubiquitin-protein ligase MARCH9-like. Bases 72 to 1097 code for a protein of 341 amino acids. The record is from RefSeq and is a predicted model, not a curated record. Lineage: Eukaryota; Metazoa; Chordata; Actinopteri; Cypriniformes; Cyprinidae. Gene Ontology annotation, biological process: protein ubiquitination. The transcript has 4 exons. Gene Ontology annotation, molecular function: zinc ion binding; ubiquitin-protein transferase activity.